AUGGUGGCGCACGUCAGCAAGUUGGUAUCUAAAAGGUGUCCCUGUGCCGUCAAAGCGAAGAAACUCCAGAUUGCCAGUUGCUACUCCAAGUUCCGGGAAGACAGGCAGUUUACAGCGUUGACUUCUUUGCGGAAGGAACUAGUGCAGCUGUCCAAGGAAGACGCUGACAGAAAGGUUUUUAACAUCUUGGCACAAUUGGACCCUGUGACGCAGCGGCCAGCUGAUGCUGCGGCCAACAAGCUCCAUUUGCUGGGGCGCCGAGUGUGCUUGAAAGGUUUGGGCCACCUCUUGGGCAUAGGUUCAAGUCGAUUGUUGAGGUUGCGCGCGGGGCUUAAGCAAGGCGACUUUACUUGCCCUUUGGAUGGACGCUUGCGAAAAGCUGGGCGUGCACUAGUGAACUCAGGCCAGAGUCAGAGUCACAAACGAGAGCUCGUGCACCAGUUCCUAGCCGAGAUGUACGUGCGCCAUUCGGAGCCAAUGCCUGAGGUAUCUUCAGCUCACAACAACCGGGCUCAGUCAGACAAGAGUCUGCGAUUCCGGCGGGUGAAGGGAAAAAGACGAAGGAUGAUGAAGAAACGUGACACCAAGCUCACACCAUCCCAAGGACAGGAACUUAGGCUUCUUCCCCCGGGUUCUUAUGUAGACUGGCUGCGGCUCUUCAAUGCACGGAAUGAACUCUGCCAAGUAAGCUUCAAGCUCUUCUGCCGAGUUUGGGAAGAGAGCUUCUCGAAUUUGCUUCGGGUUCGUGCGCCCUCCCAGCAUGGGAAAUGCUCGACGUGCUUUCAGCACAAGGAGAUCAUUCGGAAGUUGGGCUCCAAUGAGAGUGCUCGCCAAGCGCAGAUCAAGUUGUGGGGGAACCACAUGGAGAGACAGUCCCGCGACCGAAAUGUCUACUGGAACGCCAGGGCUUUAAGCCGCCUGGGAUGUGACCAAGAUGGCAAGCGGAUCCUCACACUGAUCUUGGAUUCUAUGGAUCACAGCAAAUGGAUGAUUCCACGGUCGAAGAUCUUUGGAAGCAAAGCUUUCUCUGGCAUGGUGCGGCCAUGCAUGGGGUGCACGGGGCUUCUGGCCCAUGGCCACUUGGUGAUGGUGGCAUUUUCUGAAGGCCACAUUGUGAAGGGCGCCAACUGGACAAUUGAGUUGCUAUCGAUUGCAUUACAGAAGCUGGCGACUGUCAUCGACUUACGCGAGUAUUCCCUCCACAUACAGGGGGAUAACUGCAGCAAGGAGCUGAAGUCAAACUCAAUUUGCAGGUAUCUCGCCCUCCUCACCUCUCGCCACCGCGUGAGGAAUGCGCGUCUCAUGUGCUGUGCCUCCGGGCACAGCCAUGAAGACAUCGAUCAGUUCUUUUCAUUGCUCGGUGCAUUCCUCGAAGUCCAGACAGAGUUGCACACCCCAAACCAGUUCUUGAAUGCACUUUGCCAGUAUUUGGCCAAUGCUUCUGUACGCCCUCUUGAAAGCAUGCGUGAUGUUCGGAAGAUUGAUGUUGUUCGCGCCUGGUACACUGGUUGCAAUGCAAGGGUUUUGGUAAUGUGUUGA
This is a messenger RNA of Durusdinium trenchii, 1539 nucleotides long. The record is from the annotation of a GenBank genome assembly. NCBI's taxonomy places the organism in Eukaryota, Dinophyceae, Suessiales, Symbiodiniaceae.